AGACUUUCAAAAGGAGAACUAACCGAAGUAGCUGUCUGCGUUCUGGGUUUCAAAGUCAAAGUCACAUUCGAGUGCCGUACCGUGAUAUUGAUAUCGGAGCCCCGGAUACUCGAGCCGUCGCGAUGGACCGGAGCGGUGCUGUCGAACUGUCACCGAUCGCAGUACCGAACGAUUACCAAGACAGAGGGGAGACCAAAACAGAAGACGCUUACGAAACGCUACAAUUUAAUAACCCAGCGGGGCGGAAAGCUCGGACACUGACCAGCCGGUGGGGAGAUGCUUACAGGAGCUGUGGAAGGAGGGCUGUGUGUUUGCUGCUGAUGGCUGUCAAUGCCGGACUCCUGGGAUCCAUCCUGAUCAUCGUUUCUCUCCACUAUUCUCACACUGCCAGGGGUCUGCCCAGCUCAGCUGCUUCACAGCACGGCUGUCAGUCCCUUGAUGAGUGCUGGCUCCUGCACCAGGAGAAGCUCUAUUAUCUCUCCACUCAGAAGGGAAGCUGUGAGUUUGCCAGCCACUUCUGUGCCCAGAGGCAAUCAGUCCUGGCUGCGGUCGGGCAAGACAGAGAGGGCUUCUUGGCAUCUAGAACUGGGUCUCGGUCGUUCUGGGUGGAGCCCUCUGGAGGUGAAGAGUACACAGACUUAACAUUUGAAUCUUCUGGGGACAAUUUGGAGGAUCUGUUUCCUAUAGACCAGGAGUGGGAUUGGAUGCUCUCAGAUCAAUCCUGCCCUUGUGCUUUGCUGUCUGAAGGUAGAAUUCACUCAGCCCAGCACUGCCAGGAAGAAUUCAACUGGAUCUGCCAGAGAGCUUGACAGGGUUUAAAAUCCAG
Acipenser ruthenus (sterlet) is the source of this 826-nucleotide messenger RNA. Its product is annotated as natural killer cells antigen CD94-like. The coding region runs from base 123 to 809 and encodes 228 amino acids. The record is from RefSeq and is a predicted model, not a curated record. The transcript has 6 exons. NCBI's taxonomy places the organism in Eukaryota, Metazoa, Chordata, Actinopteri, Acipenseriformes, Acipenseridae.